This is a messenger RNA of Sitodiplosis mosellana (orange wheat blossom midge), 2356 nucleotides long. RefSeq names its product GTP-binding protein REM 1. Gene Ontology annotation, molecular function: calcium channel regulator activity; GTP binding; GTPase activity. Gene Ontology annotation, cellular component: plasma membrane. The transcript has 10 exons. The coding region runs from base 139 to 1371 and encodes 410 amino acids. Lineage: Eukaryota; Metazoa; Arthropoda; Insecta; Diptera; Cecidomyiidae. The record is from RefSeq and is a predicted model, not a curated record.
UCGUUGAGUCUGGACAAUGCGGUUGAGGUUUUCCUGUUGAAGAAUGAAGGUGAAUUUGUGAGCGUUGAACAGGGUAACCAGAAGCUAGGUAAUAGUAGCAUCAGCGUGGGUGAAAAAAAGAAACGACGUGAAGAAAAUAUGCGACAAUUGCUUGACGUUACCAACACAAUAACAUCGGAAGAAAUGCGAGAGUUCGAAAUGAGCAGAUACGGUUCGCCGCAUCAUUGCCGUUCGCAAUCGGUAAAAGCACCCGGUCGAGGUUCAGGUAGACCAAAUCAGCUAAGUCUUCCGCAACAGCGCUCAAGAGUGGCUUCAAUGCCAAAUACUGGUGUCGAAGAGGAGUAUUAUCGAUUGCGACAUUUCUCGAUUACUGGGAAAGGUGUCAUCAAUCGUGGUGACUCGUUGAAAAGCCGUCGCAGCCGCUCAAAUACCAGUGUGGCUAGCUCAAAUUCCAGCACGGAACAUUUGACGGCAACGAAUCCGGGCAAUUCGGCACGAACAUCGGCUACAUGUAGCUUAGCAUCAAGCCGAGAAAGCAGUACCUCCAAUCCAGGAGCAGGACCAUACAGGGUGUUAAUGCUGGGAGACACGGCCGUUGGCAAAAGUUCGCUGGUCUCUCAAUUCAUGACUUCGGAGUACCUACACGCUUACGACACUAGCAUUGACGAUGAAUCAGGAGAAAAGUCGGUGUCGGUGUUGUUAAAUGGUGAAGAAUCCGAACUAACAUUCAUUGAUCAUUCGACGGCUGAAAUGUCGCCGGAAAAUUGCCUUACAAGCUACGAACCACAUGGAUACUGUGUUAUUUAUUCAUCAGCUGAUCGUGAUAGUUUCAUACUGGCUGAACGUAUACUGCAAUCGCUGUGGACAUCGGAGAAUAUAGCACAAAAGGCUGUGAUAUUAGUGGGUAACAAAGCCGACCUAGCACGUAGCCGCACUGUUACGUCUGAAGAGGGAAAAGCAAUGGCAACAGCAUAUGACUGCAAAUUUAUCGAGACAUCAGUUGGCAUAAAUCAUAACGUAGAUGAGUUAUUGGUUGGAUUGCUAACGCAAAUACGGCUGAAAUUGGAGAAUCCGGAAAAAUCCAGAGAUUUAUUUCGGAAGAGAUCGUGCCGCAAAUCGAAACGAAGAUCAUGUUCACCGCUGGGCACAGCUUGUUUGUCAGGUAAUAAUGCUACCAAUCCAAGCACCCCAAAUUCGAUGGGAGUCAAUGAGAUAAACGAAUGCCCAACACCACCAUCAAGCGCUCAAAAUAGUCCACGCAAAAUACGGGGAACGCGUACGUCCGCCAGUUUGAAAGUGAAAGGUUUAUUGGGUCGAGUAUGGGCACGUGACUCAAAAUCAAAAAGUUGCGAAAAUCUUCACGUUUUAUAAUCAAAACGUUCUUUAAACGACACAUCAAACAGCGCACAGAUCGUCGCCAGAAUCAUCAGUACUAAUGUUGUCAUUACGGCACAUCAUCACGACUUCUGUGUCAACAGUCAUCGUUCGUUUUGUUUAUUCACCCAUCCAUUGUAUUCCAUGAGCCUCCCGAUUUCCAGCCAGUCGAUACAUAUAAUAUGAUUUCGGUUCGUUUAAAAAAAAACGUUCGUUCGUUCAAUUUCAAUUAACAAUUUGACAAUUUGUACAUAUGCAUUUAUUUCAAAUGCACACACAUUCAAACGUCCCAAAAUAAACAACACUUAGCAAAGUAAGUAAUUUGUUUAGGUCCUUCUCCGAAGGUUAGUUUAUCCUCUCAUUUUUUUCAACAACGUGACCGUUCAUUUCCUUAGUUAAUUUUUUUUUGUUCGGAGCGUGUAUUCAUUCAAAGGAACAAGCUCUUCCGCCGUGAACCUUUGAAUUUUGUUUAAAAAAAAAGUUAACAUAUGUUUGUAACAAUCUUGCGGGUCAAAGGGAAAACCUUCUUCUCGGAAAAAGAGUUUCUCUUUUGCUAACACACGCAUACCCAAUCAAAAAUGUCUUUAAUGAUAUAAACGUAUAUGAUUUAGUGCGUUAGAGUGUUGUUCGAACGAAACAAUCACACAAGCACAUAGUUCGAAUCACUCGUAGCUGUGCAACAGGUACACUCUGUGGUCACGUUUGACGUUUAGUUUGCCCUGUUUUUAUUCUUAACAACAACAAAUCAUACACAUUCUGUGUAGUUCGGUACACUGUACAUAGAAAUUCCAGAUGGCGCCAGCUGUAUUAAAUCGCUAGUUGCGCAGCUACGGAAUCACUUGUGACGCACGUCAAAUUAAACAUAAAUAAGAAGAACAAGUAAAACGAACAUGUAAGAUAUUUUACCUUUAAUUGUUGACAUCUAUGUAUGUAUAUAUAUUUUGAUUCCCCGGGAACUAGGUUAAACAAAUAAGACGAAAAA